AGCCAGCUUGUUAACCCCUAAUAACCCCAACAACCAAAACACAACCCAGACGCCACAUACCGGAACUGCUCAAACUGGUCCAGCGACUCUGCAAAGUGUGCCGAGGUUAUCUUGUCAUGUAGACCAUCUUGGUUUAAGGUUUUCCGAGUCUGGACUUCUCUCUAACUAGACCAGGGACUGCACUUUUCACUGAUGCACACAACAUGCUGAGUCUGCUGUACAGAGUGCUGCAUAAAGCACGAAUCAAGAUGCGACGCAAGAUCGGCCAGUACGGCAUGACUCCCUUCGUUACAUUCCUCGCCAUUGUUGCACUGACAAUCUACGCCGUCUACCCGUCGCUACGGGACACGACAGUCCGGGACAAGCCGGCGACGUUUCGUAACAACAGGUUUGACAUCCGACAAGUCACUCAUGCAAUAACUACCACCACCGAGGAUGUCUUCAAGAAAGGACACGAAGGGUUUCUCAAGAAACUACUCUUAAGAAAACGACAAGGGCAAAGUAUGGAGGGACAUAGCAAGAAGGAGGAACCCCAGCAUUCAGGCUGUAGACGACCUGAACUUGAACUUUAUACGCCAGAGAUCGAACACUGGUUUCACGAGGUGGAUCCGCUGAAGUGCGAUGAGGAUGGGCGCCGAGAACUGAUCUACUUCCAGAACGAUGUCAUCAAAAUGGACCUGGACGUUCUUCAGGAGAUGAGGAAGGAUUUUGAUGAAUUCAUCUGCAUAUUCCGCUCCCUGUACCGGAGAGAUGAAGACUACACACAUUUUGAUCAUGAGCAAAUCAUCAACAUCACUGACUCAACUAAAGCAGUGAUGGACUUCAACAUAGACACAGAUUUCUUUGAGAUCACCUGUGGGGAGAACCCGCGUCAUCACGACUACACGGACGGUUACCUCUAUAACGUACCAAACACGGACAGCUCCAAAAACGUAACAGAAACUGCCGACACUCUGUUUGGAGAUGAUCAAGACAACGAGACAAAAAUUCUCAGAAAUCUUUUAGAAAGGUCAGAUAGAGAUGAAGAUGAUGCGGGAGAUGAAGAGGAAGACAAUGAUGAUGAUGAUUAUUCUAUAAGGUAUCGUCGCUAUAAUUAUCAUGACUAUGAUGAUUACGAUUACACAUCUCUGAGAGAUGUUGCGUAUGAAAUGCUGUAUUCGCACAUCCAUCCCAAGCCGACGGUUUUCGACGACGCGAAAACGAAACCGUUGACAGAGACAUCUCUGGGAUUAAACGUUCUGAUGUUUGGAUUCGACUCGACAUCUAGGCUGAAUUUUAUCCGCAAACUUCCAAAGACUUAUAAAUACAUGACCGAAAUCCUUGGCAGUGUUGUAUUGACGGGAUAUAAUAUUAUCGGUGAUGCCACGACAGCGGCAUUAAUUCCGAUGCUGACAGGGCAGACAGAAAUGGAGUUACCGGAGGUGCGUAAGAACCAAGACAUUUCGCACUCUGUGGACAUAUACCCGCUAGUGUGGAAGGAAUUCAAGAAGAAUGGCUACGCGACGCUCUUUGCAGAGGAUCAACCCACGAUGAGCGUGUUUAACCUAAGGUUGAACGGAUUCGACAAACAGCCAACCGACCACUACAUGAGACCCUUUUGGCUGGAAGUGAGCUAUUCCGAGUUAGACAAGGGACGUUGUCUGGGUUCGAAACCCAAACACGACGUCAUGCUUGAUUACCUGAAAGACUUUCAGGAAAAAUAUAAAGACUUGCGGAGGUUUAGUUUUGGAUUUUUCAGUGACUUGAGUCACGGUGACAUCAACCCCCUUGCUUACGCAGACGACAGUAUGCUACAGUUCUUACAGUCUCUAUACAGGGAGGGGUACUUAAAGAACACUAUGCUAAUCCUUUUUGGCGACCACGGGGCCAGAUACGGUAAAAUUCGCUCAACAUUCCAGGGUAGACUGGAGGAAAGACUUCCGUUUAUGUCGAUAACGUUGCCGACAGAAUUUCAAAAGGAGUAUCCGGAAAUCGCACAGAAUUUACAAAGCAAUGCAGCUAAGUUGACUACACCGUUCAACAUACACAGCACCUUGUUGGACAUACUGAACUACAAGUCGGGGAUUGCGUACCCGUACAGAGGCCAGAGUUUAUUCCGGGAGAUUCCGGGGAACAUGACGUGUACAGAGGCGGGGAUCGACACCCAUUGGUGCACAUGUAUGGAGUGGGAGGAGUUAGACACCAGCCAGGACCAUGUGGUCCAGGCCAGCAAGGCUGUAGUGGACUUCAUUAAUGAGCAGACCUUACCCUAUAGGAGUCUGUGCUCCCAGUUGGAUGUUGGCACCAUCAAAAGAGCAGACCUGGUCACAGCCAACGAGCAGGUCUUGAGGUUCAACGGCACUCGGGACGAAGACCAACGGCUGCCCAGGUUCGGUCACGAGGUGCACGUAAAGAAAGCAGAUAUUCAGGUACACAUAACUUUUUAUUUUAUUUUGGUAUGUACUGAAACCAUCCACUUUCAGGUUAUUAUUGAGACGUCCCCCAGCAAUGGGCUGUUGGAAGCCACAGUAACCGUAUCCUUUGAGCACCAGUCGUACACGUUACAGGGUAUCAGCCGGAUAAACAAGUACGGCGACCAGCCGCACUGCAUCAUGGACCUGAACCCAAACAUACGACAGUUCUGUUACUGCAAGAGUCAGCCCGCUCUUCGCAAAAAGAGAUAAACUGUUUGCUAGAACAUUUUGUAAAAGUUCUACCUUUCCAACAGUUUAGUUCAGUUCAGUUCAGUAUGCAGUAUGUAGGCCGUGGCCUGGCUGCAGUACUGGCACGGAAUGCUAUGAUGAUGAUGAGUAUGCAGUACCAUAAUUUACACAGUAUAUCUUUAAGAUUGUCACCAAAAUUUUUUACAGGAACAUUGGUGUUGUAACAGUUACUGUAACCAUAACUUCAAUGGCUGCAUUUACCUAAUCUCCAAGCAGAUUCCUCCGGUGGCAUUAAAACAGUAACAUAAGCUGGGGAAGGACUUCAGCUGGCAGAGGGGAAAAUUGGCCACCUCGGUGGCAAAUAAUCCUCCCUUGCCGGCUAAUUCCUUCCCCAGCUUAUGUUACUGUUUUAAUGCCACCGGAAGAAAAUGCUUGGAGAUUAGCAUUUACCAUGACUGUCUUCCUAAGGCCAUGUUGGUUUGAUUGAAUGUAUGGAUGACAUCCUCUGGGAACCCCAAAUUGGUUUGUAGAAAAAAAGUUGCUAUUAUCAUGAAAUCUAAGUACUAAGGUUGAAGAAAUGACUAUAAAAUCAGAUGCAUCGAGUAUGGCUUCCAUUCUGGGUUCUUUCAUUAAUUUUGUUUGAUAACAUCUUCUCCUUUGGCCUUGGAACUGACUCUUUCAUUCAAUGAGACUAGUAUCUGUUUUACAAUAUUUUUUCAACUUAUGUCACAUAUUUGUUCAUUUUGUAGCUGCUUUAAUUUGUACAAUUCACAGUAUGAUAGAAAACUUUUUUAAAGCAAAAAUUUAUGCAUGCAUGGAUGUCUUUCAUAUAACAGAAUCAGCAUAUUCUAAUGCUGAAAAAGUGAAGCCAUUGUGUAUAUAGAAUGCUUGGUUUGUAACGCUAGUUCACCUUUAUCUGCGGGGUAACCUAUAUC
Branchiostoma floridae (Florida lancelet) is the source of this 3577-nucleotide messenger RNA. RefSeq lists its product as uncharacterized. The record is from RefSeq and is a predicted model, not a curated record. The transcript is spliced from 7 exons. Lineage: Eukaryota; Metazoa; Chordata; Leptocardii; Amphioxiformes; Branchiostomatidae. The coding region runs from base 204 to 2663 and encodes 819 amino acids.